Bombyx mandarina (wild silkworm) is the source of this 3581-nucleotide messenger RNA. It is a transcript of the gene S1P, whose product is annotated as membrane-bound transcription factor site-1 protease. The record is from RefSeq and is a predicted model, not a curated record. Gene Ontology annotation, molecular function: serine-type endopeptidase activity. NCBI's taxonomy places the organism in Eukaryota, Metazoa, Arthropoda, Insecta, Lepidoptera, Bombycidae. Gene Ontology annotation, cellular component: Golgi apparatus. Gene Ontology annotation, biological process: proteolysis.
GCCACACGAUACAUUUGACAAAAAAUAUUUUAAUAGUUUUUCAAUGCUAGAUGUUUCAAUGUAGAUAUUUUUAUAUAAUAAGUAAAUUAAACAUAGCAUGCAACAAUGUGAUUAAAAUAAGUACAUAAAAUGGGGUUCACCCAUACAAUUCUUCUAAGUGUAAUGCUUUAUCUCCCUAUCUUAUUAAUUUCUUCUAAAGAAGUGCGUGAAAAAAAUGAAAAUUGCAAUACCACUGAGUCUGAACGUGUUCAAUACGAGUUCACUACCGAUGUUGUUAAAAGUCAGCACAUAAUAACAUUUAAAGGAUACUAUCCCAGGAGCACAAGAGAAAAUUAUGUAAAUGCCGCUCUAACCAGUGCAGGUAUAACAGACUGGAAGAUUAUUAAACGCAACAAUCCAGCCAAAGAAUAUCCUAGUGACUUUGAUGUUGUUGUCCUAGAAAAUGCAGGAAGAAAAGCAUUGGAAGCCCUGCAAGAUCACCCAGCAGUUCGACGGGUCACAGCCCAACGUCAAGUCACACGGUCCAUAAAGUAUGUUAAAGAGGAUGAGUGUGGAUCAGGGGGCUGUUUGUAUUCUGGGUGGCGGAAUUAUCGCGGAAGAGGACUGCACUCUCUUCGAAAAACUCGUGACAAUGGAUACACGUCACGCAAACUAUUACGGACUGUCCCGCGCCAGAUCACCUCUGUGUUGAAAGCAGACGUUCUUUGGUCUCUUGGUGUCACAGGUGAAGGUAUAAAGGUCGCCGUGUUUGAUACCGGCUUAGCUCGUAACCAUCCUCACUUUGGGCGGAUCCGUGAACGUACCGACUGGACGGGAGAAGACACAUUGGACGACGCCUUAGGCCACGGAACGUUCGUUGCCGGAGUAAUAGCUUCGAAGGCCGACUGUUUGGGAUUCGCUCCCGACGCCGAUUUGCACAUAUUCCGAGUAUUCACUGAUAAUCAGGUUUCAUACACUUCGUGGUUCCUGGACGCGUUCAACUACGCAAUAAUGCGCAAAAUAGACGUUCUCAAUCUCAGCAUCGGGGGACCGGAUUUUAUGGAUCAUCCGUUUGUCGACAAAGUCUGGGAACUCAGUGCUAAUAAGGUAAUUAUGGUAUCGGCGAUCGGUAACGACGGUCCUCUGUACGGCACACUGAACAACCCCGCUGAUCAGAUGGACGUCAUAGGUGUCGGCGGUAUAGGGUUCGAUGACCGCAUCGCGAAAUUUUCGUCGAGAGGAAUGACAACAUGGGAGUUACCACAAGGUUACGGUCGUAUGAAGCCCGACAUUGUAACGUACGGCAGUGGAGUCCGUGGAUCGAGCGUGAAUGGUGGAUGUAAAUCACUUAGCGGUACAUCGGUAGCGUCGCCGGUUGUAGCUGGCGCCAUAGCGUUACUAGCGAGCGGUGUUCCACGUCAGAAUUUAACUCCGGCAUCUGUUAAACAAGCCUUAUGCAGCACAGCGCUAAGACUACAAGGGCCUAACAUGUUCGAACAGGGACACGGGAAAUUGGACCUUAUCAGCGCUUAUCAGUUCCUCAGGAAGUACGAGCCGCAAGCUACAUUAAGCCCGAAUUACAUUGACCUCACUGAAUGUCAGUACAUGUGGCCGUACUGCACUCAGCCGCUGUAUUACAGCUCGCAGCCAACGAUCGCGAACGUGACCGUCAUUAAUGGACUGAGCGUCGUUGGGAAUGUGAAAGAAGUCUCGUGGCAUCCACAUCUGCCCCAUGGCGUUCUACUCUCGGUGUCUUCAGAUUACAGCGAUGUCCUCUGGCCUUGGUCUGGCUGGCUGGCCCUCAGCUUCACAGUCCGGGAAGAAGGGGCUAACUUUGAUGGUAUCAUCGAGGGUCACGUGAACGUAACGAUUGAAAGUCACGACGAUACAGGUGAUAGAACAAUAAAGAACGCCACACUCACAUUGCCGAUACGAGCUCGAGUGAUCCCAGUUCCGGUGCGAUCCCGGCGUCUCCUCUGGGACCAGUUCCACAGUCUACGUUACCCCGGCGGCUACUUCCCUAGGGACGAUCUACGAGCCAAACACGAUCCCCUCGACUGGCACGCCGAUCAUAUACACACCAAUUUUAGGGACAUGUACAGGAGAUUGCGCGAACACGGAUUCUACGUUGAAGUCAUGGGUACACCCUUAACAUGUAUCGACACGUCGCUCUACGGCGCCCUGUUACUCGUUGACCCCGAAGAUGAAUAUUUCCCCGAAGAGAUGGCAACAUUGAAGAAAGCCGUUGACGCUGGACUAUCGUUAAUUGUUUUCGCCGAUUGGUACAACGCUUCCCUUCUGCGGCACGUGAAGUUUUACGACGAAAACACAAGGCAAUGGUGGAUUCCUGAGACGGGAGGAUCAAACGUUCCCGCUCUGAACGAUUUACUCAGCAUGUAUCAGGUGGCGCUAGGCGAUAGAGUAUUUGAAGGUUCAUUCAAACUGGGCGGACACCCGAUGUAUUACGCGAGCGGAACUCACAUACACAGCUUCCCUGAACACGGUGUACUGAUCACGGCCCCUCUCAACGAUCAAGGGCAACAGAUAAUAUCAGGUGAAAAGCCGGGGGCCGCGAACGGCAAAACGGAAGUCACACAACCGUUGCAAGUCCCGAUCCUAGGUCUCCUACAAACUGAUGGAGAUAUUCAUGACUAUUCAAACGAUACCGUGGAUAAAGUACCUAAGUCUGGCCGUCUGGUCGUUUACGGAGAUUCAUCUUGUCUGGAAGGUGGAACUGCCCGGAACUGUCACUGGUUGCUUUUGGCCGCUUUACAAUACGCAAUAGUGGGUCACGUGCCUCCAGCUCUCAAAGAAGCCGCAACGCCGCAAGAGAAACGCGUCAGAGAUGUGCAUAUAAUCCCUUCAGAACUGCCUCGACGUGCCGAAGGGGGACGUCUCCAUGUCUACUCUCGCGUCCUAUCGCCCGAUGGAAGUGGACCACGUCCAAUACCAGAAUGCUUCAGUCCCACCCCGCUACCGUCCCAGCCAGUACACGCUGCUCCAUCUGCCAGGACAUUGGCUCCUAGACAUCAGCCUACAGAUCCUAAGAGUAUCGGUCCUCCAGAAAUAGAAGGCACCGAACCAGCGCCCAGAGCGUGGCGAGGAGCAGGCGCCGCGCCUUCCAGAGUUCACCCGCAGUCGGAAACGACACCCACUAGUCUAACGAACCGAGCUAUCACACUACUAGCGAUCGUAACUGCUAUAUACACUGUCGCUCAGCUGUGGAAGCGGUGGGGCCGCAGGAUCCGGAGACGCAGAAUCAUCUCUCUAGCCACCUAGCACAAGGCCAAGCCUGCUGAAGGCAAACAGAGAAAUCACGCCUGACGAAGUCGUCAGAGACUAUCACCGGGGCCAAAAUAAAUGUAUAGUGACGUCAUUAUUCGCCACAGUGACAAUCUGGUGCCGAACACAUCACGAUUCCCAUAUUGAUAUGUGAUAGUAAGUGUUAUUGUAUAAUGAUAUAGAUAGAGUUACGUAUCCACGUACUUGUAACAGUGAUUAAUGUAGCAAAUGCCAAAAUCGAAUUGUAUAUUUACAUUUACCUAAUUAAUAUUAAAUGGCCUUUUUUUACAUACUUUUACAAUAUUUAUUGUAACGGAAUA